AUGAACAAGAAAGAUGACAAAUUACUUGAAAUGGAAGCAAGAAUACAUGCACCGUUAGAAUGGGAUUCCCCAAUUUAUUGUAAAAUACAAGACCUGCAUGAGUCGUUGUAUGAUGAAGCAUGUCGUUUGAUAAAACAUCAUUAUUUUAGCGAUGAACCAAUGUGCAAGGCAAUAUCACUUUUAAAAGAUAAAUUAUCGGUUAAUUGUUAUUUAAAAUUAAUAAAAACGUGGAUGAAAGAUACGACAAGUUUGGUAGCACUGAGUGCAAAUUCUGGACGAGUUGUUGGUGUUGCUGUUACAAGAAUUAACAGUGAUUCGGAAAAGACGAAUAUUUUUAGUCGUAAUCAAAUAAUCGAAGGAAAAUCAUUGAAUCUAAUAUUGCAAUUACUCAACGAAGUUACCGUUCAAUCCAAUGCUUAUGUUCAAUUUGGUCAUGAUACUUAUUUUCGUAUUUAUAUUCUUUGCGUUCAUCCAACGUAUCAUAAUAAAGGCAUCGAAUCUGCAUUAUUACGUGCUUUUAUCCAAUCAGCAAGAACUAUGAAAUUACCAGCAGUAGGUGGUGUUUUUACAUCCGGUCAUAAUCAAUCUUUUGCUGACAAAAUCGGAUUUUCUAUUUUAUCCGAGAUACGUUAUAGUCGUUGGAUCGUUAAUGAGAUUGUAAUCUUUGAUGAUCCCGGUAAAGGAAAUUAUUCAGUUGCUUUUAUGGGAAAGAUACUUGAUUAUAAUGAUCCAAGUGAAAGACAUAAAGAUGAUGUUUAG
Molecule: messenger RNA, 759 nt
Organism: Polistes dominula (European paper wasp)
Lineage: Eukaryota; Metazoa; Arthropoda; Insecta; Hymenoptera; Vespidae
Source: RefSeq, a predicted model, not a curated record